Molecule: messenger RNA, 810 nt
Organism: Tauraco erythrolophus (red-crested turaco)
Lineage: Eukaryota; Metazoa; Chordata; Aves; Musophagiformes; Musophagidae
Source: RefSeq, a predicted model, not a curated record
ACAACCUCUGGAGUGACCAGAGUCUGGAGACAGACCCCGACCUACCCCCAGGCUGGAGGAAAAUCUGUGACUCUCUAGGCACCUACUACUGGCAUGUGCCGACUGGUACAACACAGUGGCAGCACCCUACACACACCGCCGGUCCAGGAGGACACCCAGAGGCGGAUGGAGAGGAGACACUCCAGGGAAUGGACGGCCAGGCCCCUGUGGUGAAGCACUUGGCAAAGGACAGGACCUCACUGCCCUGGCAAACAGAUGACUUCCAGCACAGCACAGAGCCUGGCUCCAAGUGCUUCGCUGUGCGCUCACUGGGUUGGGUGGAGAUCCCCGAGGAGGACCUGGCACCUGGCAAGAGCAGCAUCGCCGUCAACAACUGCAUCCAGCAGCUCUCUAACAGCAAGGGCCAGGGCUCUGCAGAGAACCGGGGCGAGGGCCAGGACCUGGUGAUGAUCCUGAAGAAGGACACCAUGAGCCUGGUGAACCCCCUUGACCGCAGCCUCAUCCACCACCAGCCCAUCCUCAACAUCCGUGUCUGGGGCGUUGGCUGCAACAACGGCAGGGGGGGGGGGCGCGCCGGGGGCGGCCACUGGGGGCAGGCCCCCCAGCAAGACUUCGCCUUCGUGGCCAGUGACAAGGACACCUGCGUCCUCAAGUGUCAUGUCUUCCACUGCAAUGUGCCUGCCAAGGGCAUUGCUAAGGCCCUGCACGAGAUGUGCUCCAAGAUCGUGGCUGAGCGCGCAGUAGCGAGCAGCAGGCUGCCACGUGCCACCACGCUGGAGCCCAUCUCCACCGAGGACCUGCCGCUGCAAG